AUGACACUAUUACAAUUCAAAAUAAAAGCAGUAGCAGCAGCAGCAGCCGUCGUGUCAAAGAGCCCAUUUCAGUUGAAUUGGGUUACCAUCUCUUUGACUGUAGUACUGCUUCUCAUUUUAUAUCGUCCUUUUGGUGGAUUUUACUAUCGCUCUCUAAUGGCGCUCGUUUGUUUGACGAUUAUGGCUAUUUACGGCACAAUUGUUUCAAUCAUUUUCCCUCUCUUCGGUCAAAAGGGUAUGAUCAAUUAUACCGUCGCUCACGGUUAUUAUAUGGUUGGCACUUUCUUUUGCGGUAUCAAGGUUAAAUCUGAGGGAGAAGAGAAUCUAUACAAGCAUAAGGGACCUGUCAUUUAUGUCUGUAACCACCAAUCUAGUAUGGACAUUAUGUUGAUGGGCAAAGUGUACCCUAAGAAUACUGCUAUUGUUGCCAAAAAGCAAUUAAAGUACUAUCCUUUCUUAGGCUGGUUCAUGAUUUUAAGUAAUGCCAUCUUUUUGGACAGAAAAAAUAGAAAAAGCGCUGUAGCUCAAGCUCGUCAAGCAGCUUUGGAUAUUCAUAAGAAAAAUGUAAAGUGCAUAAGCAUAACAAGCGUUUGGAUCUUCCCUGAAGGUACUCGCGGGCAUGCUGAAGAAAUUUCCCUACUUCCUUUUAAGAAGGGUGCAUUUUUCAUGGCUGUUCAAGCUGGUGUUCCUGUUGUUCCUGUUGUUAUUGCAAAUUAUAACGAAGCUUAUAACGCAAAGAAAAAGAGAUUUCUCCCUAAGACUAUUCGUUGCAAAGUUUUACCACCUAUUUCAACUGAAGGUGUCGCCGAAGAUUCUGCUGAAAUCGAAAAGCUUACCAACAAAUGCCGCGAUCAAAUGCUUGAAGCACUUCAAGAAAUCACUCCUGCUUACGAUCAGAAGAAGGCUCAAUAA
Molecule: messenger RNA, 912 nt
Organism: Mycotypha africana
Lineage: Eukaryota; Fungi; Mucoromycota; Mucoromycetes; Mucorales; Mycotyphaceae
Exons: 4
Coding region: 1-912 (303 amino acids)
Biological process (GO): phosphatidic acid biosynthetic process
Cellular component (GO): endoplasmic reticulum; membrane
Molecular function (GO): 1-acylglycerol-3-phosphate O-acyltransferase activity
Source: RefSeq, a predicted model, not a curated record